Molecule: messenger RNA, 435 nt
Organism: Diaporthe citri
Lineage: Eukaryota; Fungi; Ascomycota; Sordariomycetes; Diaporthales; Diaporthaceae
Exons: 1
Coding region: 1-435 (144 amino acids)
Source: RefSeq, a predicted model, not a curated record
AUGGCAGGUAUUGGCACCGCGCUUUUGUGCGCGGCGUGCAGCUGCGUCUGGCAGGUCUACUGGGCACGGCGCACGUAUGCCCACUGGGCGACUGCAGGAUCUAGAAACGGUCCCCGAAAACUCGCAGCUGAAGCCACAGAAUCUUGCUGCAUCGCGACCCGGGUUGCAAUGGGCUUGCAGCGGGUGUGGUAUUGGACACAUCCGGCUGCCGAUCAGGAAUAUCGAGACUUCUCGAAGCCUCCACGACAACGAACCCCCGAGUUCUUCAUCGCGGCCGCUGCUGCCAGCGUCACACAGCCGGCAGAGUCGUGCAGGAGACCUCCGGCGGCAGUGGUCACGCCUCCCACUGCCGUGCAGGGCCCGGGGACAGAUCUGCCUCCGCGACAACCACCCACGCUGGUUCACGACUCCAGCGCCGUUCAAGUCGUCUGCUAA